Molecule: messenger RNA, 3151 nt
Organism: Peromyscus leucopus (white-footed mouse)
Lineage: Eukaryota; Metazoa; Chordata; Mammalia; Rodentia; Cricetidae
Product: integrin alpha-X-like
Biological process (GO): integrin-mediated signaling pathway; cell-matrix adhesion; cell adhesion mediated by integrin
Cellular component (GO): integrin complex; external side of plasma membrane
Molecular function (GO): integrin binding
Source: RefSeq, a predicted model, not a curated record
CCAGGCAAAAAUUGGGAAGUCCUAUCUCACUAGAGCAACUCUUCUGUGGACGUGUGUGGCUGCCUCGGUCCCCUCUCCUCAUUUCAUCUCAGGUCACUACUCUUCCCUUCUGAGUCAUACUGACGACUUCCCUCCUGGCCUCUAGCCUCCUGACCACCUUUCUUCUCUUCCUCCCUGGCUGGUAGCAGUUUCUCAGUUGCCAGUCUCUCAGAGGCCUGCUUCUGUUCCAGUCAUGAGCACUUGGACAGCCCUUCUUCUGCUGAUGGCAUUUGUUUCGUCUCUGGGCUUCAACCUGGACACAGACAAGCCGACACAUUUCCAUGUGGAUGGUGCUGGGUUCGGACACAGUGUGGUCCAGUAUGACGGCUCCUGGGUGGUGGUUGGAGCUCCAAAGGAGGUCAGGGCCACUAACCAAAUGGGUGGCCUCUACCAAUGUGGCUAUCACACGGGCACGUGUGAUCCUGUCCGUCUCCAGGUGCCUCCAGCAGCUGUGAACAUGUCCCUGGGCCUGUCCCUCACUGCCACCGCCAACCCUCCCAGGCUGUUGGCCUGUGGUCCUACUGUGCACCACACAUGCAGAGAGAAUAUAUACUUGACGGGACUCUGCUUUCUACUGGCCUCAUCAAUGCUGCAGAACCAAAGGAUCCUGACUGCCCAGCAGGAGUGUCCAAAGCAGGACCAGGACAUCGUGUUCUUGAUUGAUGGUUCGGGUAGCAUCUCUUCCGACAACUUUAAAACAAUGCUGAAUUUUGUGGAAGCUGUGAUGAGCCAAUUCCAAGGAUCCAGCACACAGUUCUCCCUGAUGCAAUUCUCCGAUCGAUUUGAGACACAUUUUACUUUCAAACACUCCACUUCGAGACCUUUAGACCUGUUGAUCCGCGUACGGCAGCUGAGAGGGUUCACACACACGGCCUCGGCUAUUGAGCAUGUCACAACGCAGCUGUUCACUGCCCGAAAUGGGGCCCGGAAAGAUGCCACCAGGAUCCUCGUUGUCAUUACUGAUGGAAAGAAGGAAGGAGACAAGCGGGAUUAUGGUGACGUCAUCCCCCUGGCAGAUGCUGCGGGCAUCAUUCGUUAUGCAAUUGGGGUAGGACGGGCCUUUCACACGGUACAAUCCCAGCAAGAGUUAGAGAACAUUGCGUCGAAGCCUUCCCGAGAACACAUCUUCAGCGUGGAGAACUUUGACGCUUUGAAGGACAUUCAGAAGCAGCUGAAGGAGAAGAUCUUUGCCAUUGAGGGUACGGAGACAGCAAGCAGCAGUUCUUUUGAACUGGAGAUGUCCCAGGAGGGCUUCAGUGCUGUAUUUACACCUGGUGGGCCAGUUCUGGGAGCUGUGGGAAGCUUCGGGUGGUCUGGAGGUGCCUUCUUAUACCCCCCAAAUAUGAGACCCACCUUCAUCAACAUGUCUCAGGAGAAUGUGGACAUGAGGGACGCUUACCUGGGUUACUCCACCGCACUGGCCUUUUGGAAGGGGGUCCACAGCCUGGUCCUGGGGGCCCCUCGCCACCAGCACACGGGGAAGGUUGUCAUCUUUACCCAGAAAUCCAGGCGAUGGAGGCCCAAGUCUGAAGUCAGUGGGACACAGAUCGGCUCCUACUUUGGGGCCUCCCUCUGCUCUGUGGACAUGGAUAGAGAUGGCAGCACUGACCUGGUCUUGAUCGGAGCCCCCCAUUACUAUGAGCAGACCCGAGGGGGGCAGGUAUCUGUGUGCCCAAUGCCCAGCGGGAGGAUCAGGUGGCAGUGUGAGGCCACGCUCCAUGGGGAGCAGGGCCAUCCUUGGGGCCGCUUUGGGGCAGCCCUGACAGUGCUAGGGGACGUGAAUGGGGACAGUGUGACAGAUGUGGCUAUUGGUGCACCUGGAGAGGAAGAGAACAGGGGUGCUGUGUACAUAUUUCAUGGAGCCUCGAAACUGGACAUCAACCCCUCGCCCAGCCAGAGGAUUUCAGGAUCCCAGCUCUUCCCCAGGCUCCAGCAUUUUGGGCAGUCACUGAGUGGGGGUCAGGACCUCACCCAGGAUGGACUGGCGGACCUGGCUGUGGGAUCUAAGGGACGGGUGCUGCUGCUCAGGACCAGGCCGAUCCUUCGAAUGUUAUCGACUAUACACUUCUCACCUGCAGAGAUCGCCAGGUCUGUGUUUGAGUGUCAGGAGCAGGUGACCUCUGUCCAGACACUGGGAGAUGCCACUGUCUGCCUUCAAGUUUAUGAAAGCCCCAAGACCCAGCUGGGUGACCUCCAAAGCUCUGUCACCUUUGACCUGACCCUAGACCCUGGCCGCCUGAGUCCUCGUGCCGUCUUCAAGGAAACAAAGACCCAAGCUCUGACCCGAGUUAAAACUCUUGGUCUGAGCAAGUACUGUGAAACCGUGAAGUUGCUCCUCCCGGCCUGUGUGGAGGACUCAGUGACCCCCAUCACUUUGCGCCUCAACUUCUCUCUUGUUGGCUUGCCCAUCCCUUCCUACCGAAACCUUCAACCCAUGCUGGCUGUAGAUGAGCAAACGUACUUCACGGCCUCUCUUCCCUUUGAGAAGAACUGUGGAGCUGAUCACAUCUGCCAGGAUGACCUUGGCAUCAUCUUUGGCUUCCCAGACUUGAAGACCCUGGCGGUGGGAAGUGACCUGGAGCUGGAUGUGGGUGUGACAGUGUCUAACGAUGGGGAAGACUCCUAUGGAACCACAGUCACUUUGCUCUACCCAGUGGGCCUGUCCUUCAGACGAGUCGCAGGAGGCCAAGUACUCUACCGGGGGACGGAAGAGAACCAACGGCGGCAGCGUGCCCUGCACCUCACAUGUGACAGCACUCCAAGCAGGAGCCAGGGCCUCUGGAGGACCAGUUGCCGCAUCAGCCACAUCAUUUUCCGAGGAGGUGCACAGAUGACUUUCUUGGUAACUUUUGAUGUCUCCCCGAAAGCUGCGCUGGGGGACCGGCUGCUUCUAACAGCCAAAGUGAGCAGUGAGAAUGACACACCUGAGACCAAAAAAACCACCUUCCAGCUGGAGCUCCCAGUAAAGUAUGCUGUGUACACGGUGAUCAGCAGCCACGACCAGUCUACCAAGUAUCUCAACUUCUCGGCCUCAGGAAAGGAGAAGAGCAGUGUGGCCGAACACAGAUACCAGGCAAGCGUGGGGACUUAGGAGGGCGGGAACUGGUGAGUA